This is a messenger RNA of Bufo bufo (common toad), 6086 nucleotides long. It is a transcript of the gene CEP170B, whose product is annotated as centrosomal protein 170B. The record is from RefSeq and is a predicted model, not a curated record. The transcript is spliced from 20 exons. Bases 203 to 5074 code for a protein of 1623 amino acids. Gene Ontology annotation, molecular function: protein binding. Lineage: Eukaryota; Metazoa; Chordata; Amphibia; Anura; Bufonidae.
AAGGGUGUCUUAGCAGGAGGAAAGAGGGUGUGUAGCUUGUGUGUAUGCGUUACCUGCCUCUCUACACCUUCAGAUCUGCAGCAGAGGAAGGGGAAGCAUUUUCUCCUUGAUUCCCAAGACUCCUCGGAGGGAUUCCAGGCUGUGCCAGACGUUGAGCCCAGGACAGGAUGUUCACAUGGUAGGUGCUUAGCCAAGAAACAAGAUGAGCGCCACGUCGUGGUUCCUGGUGAGCAGCUCGGGCACUCGCCACCGGCUGCCUCGGGAGAUGAUCUUCGUUGGCCGAGAGGAUUGCGAGCUCAUGCUCCAGUCCCGCAGUGUGGAUAAACAGCACGCCGUCAUCAACUUUGACAACGAAAAGGACGAGCAUCGCGUGAAGGACCUCGGGAGCCUGAAUGGAACAUUUGUAAAUGACGUGAGGAUACCAGACCAGAGAUACAUAACCCUUAAACUCAAUGAUGUCAUCCGCUUUGGCUACGAUUUUAAUAUGUACGUGUUGGAACAGAUUCAGCAUAAGGUCCCAGAGGAGGCAUUAAAGCAUGAGAAAUACACCAGCCAACUUCAAAUGAGUUUAAAGACACCAAUAACCUCAAGGCCGGAGCAAAACAAGGAACCACCACCCCAUGUGGACUCCAUGCUAGGGAAACAGGAAAAGGCUGACAAGAAAGCGCCCAGUGGUGAACCUUCGAUUUAUCGCACACCACUAUAUGGUCAGCCAUCUUGGUGGGGAGAUGAUGACGCUAAUAACAAGCAUGAGAAAUCUGAAGAUCAACAGAAAGAAAUGUCCCAACAUGACGAAGAAAUGAACGGUAACUUAGGAUACAAAGAUUCUGCUGACCAAUCGCUUUACUCAUUCCGAAGAGAACCAAGCUACUUCGAAAUUCCUACGAAAGACUUUCAGCAACCAGCCAAAUCUCCAGAGACUCAAGUCCAUGAAAUCCCUACUAAAGACACAGACACCACUACUCCCCCCGUGGUGCAGAGCCAUGCCUCUUUCACCAUUGAGUUUGAUGACUGUCGACCCGGCAGAAUAAAGAUUAAGGACCACGUCACAAAGUUCUCAAUGAGACAGAAGAAGCCAGGGUUAAAGGAAACCGGCCCAAAUGAAAUGAUGUCUGUUGAAAAUAAAGUAGCUGACUGGUUGGUUCAGAAUGACCCAAGUUUAAUUAGAAGGGCAACUCCUGGAGAUGAUGUUUACAGUACGAAGAGUGACCUUGCCAUCCACAUUAGCAAUCUCAAAGGUAACCGACAUGAAGAUGGCACUCAGAGCGAUUCGGAAGAUCCAGCAGGACCUGUUCCAGAAAAGGAGAAUGCAGAGACUGAUCAGGCCAAGCUUCAACGGCAAAUAAAGCGAGAGCCUGAAGAACUGCUGCACAAUCAGCAAGCAUUCGUGAUAGAAUUCUUCGAUGACGAUGCACCUCGAAAAAAGAGGUCUCAGUCCUUCACACACAGUGCAAAUGGCUCUCAAAAUGAGGCUGAACUUGCCAACAAAGGCAAAAAUGACAAAAAGAAAAGCGUCCUAACUGCAGAAAAGCUGACCACUAAUGGGACAACCACAGCCCCUGUAGUUCCAAAACCACUGGUAAACUCUUCAUUUCCUCAAAGGUCCAAUUCUUUUCGGAGAGAAAAGGGUGAGGAUCGAGUAAAUACUACUGGCCCUGUAACUGCAAAGCCUCCAGUGAAGAGUUUUGGUAGCAUUGGGAAGAAAUCCAAGCUUGCUCAGGAAUUUGUGGAAGAGUAUUUGCGGGAACAAGCGGAGGUCUUAAAAGAUUCGAUGGAAAAACCUAUGAUGUUGCCAUUGUCAACAAUCAUCACACCACCAGUCAGCCAUCAAGUACAGUCUUCCUUAAUGGGGCCAUCAGCUCCACCAUCUGCGACAGAACCGUCUGAAUGUAGACCAGUGAGUGUAAAGAAAACAGAAGAGGAGGACAGCCUGAGUGAUGCGGGGACGUAUACUAUCGAAACAGACAAUCAAGAUAAAGAAGUUGAAGAAGCUAGGAAGAUGAUAGACCAGGUUUUUGGAGUCUUUGAACCUGAGGAGUAUUCCAAAAUUUCUUCUGUGAUUUACAGACCAGUCAUCAAACUAGAGAAGGAAGAAGCCUUUCUUAAUGAAAACAGUAUGAUUCACAAACCUGCAAGUCUGCCAACAAGUCAUUCUGUCAAAAUGAAUAGUGAUCUUCAACCUGAUGUCCAGAGUGGAAAAUCGCCUGGCUCCAGUAGAAGUGGACAAAAAUGGGUUUCUAGGUGGGCAAGUCUUGCUGACAGCUAUCCAGAUGCCUCACCGACGUCUCCAUUAGAUGGUCAGAUGAUUGGAUUACUGGCAAAUGAGGAUAUUGACCAUUCCGAAAAUAGCGAAGGAGAUCCUGCAUUCCCUUUAAGGACAAGGCGGCUUCUUCCUCAACUUCCACCAAAUGACAAAUCUGAAAGUCCAACACCAACUAUUUUUCUCUGUACUGAGUCUUACUCGGAAGUUGCUCAGAAAACAUUGAUUGAAAACGAAGUGAAAACGGUCUCCUCAGGUCCAAACAGUCUGCUCUUUAUACAAGAAGAUUUGGAUCCGGACAGCCUUAGCGACACAAGCAAGUCUGAUGAUGGUGUCCUGUCUAGCAGAAAAUCUAACCAACUUCCAACAACUAAGUGGAGGAGAGAGGACCCCAGAAGUCAAGAACAAAGUGUCCAAAGAACAAAUAAACUUUCUAAUGAACCAAAGUCUACUAGCUUUUAUGUUGGAAAUGAAAUUGAGGUUGAAAGUUUAUCCCAUGCCAAUUCCAUGUUAUCCAAUGUAGAGAUGCACAAACCAUACAAAGCUCAUGAUAUGCACGUAAAGCCAAAAGGAAACCAACAAACCGUGCAAGAAGCCUCAAUUAUUACAAAAAUAGACAAUCAGUUGUUGAAAAAAGAAAAUGGACAAAGCAGAGAUUCGUUUGUUAGGCAAGAAAGUUUUACCAAAGACAAAUCCAGCUGCAACAUCUCUUCCAACAAACUUCCCAACAUCUCAACCCACCCAUUGCUUAAAGAUAUGAAUGUUACAAAGCCGAGCACCGACUACAGUCGAGAGACGCAGCAGAUUCUUAAAGAAACUGAAAAUGCCUUGGCUGCUCUUGAAGCGAAGCUCUUCUCUCAGAAUCAUGUAGAUGAUGAUAUAGAAAAUACGCCUUGUCCUCCAGAUGAUUCCUUGUCCGGAGAUUCAGAUGUGGAUACGGCAAGCACAGUCAGUUUGGUUAGUGACAAGAAUGUACCAAGUCAUCCUCAAAAGGGCAGGGUUGUGGGUCUUCACAAAGAAAAGUCUUCUUCUACAUCUUCCAUACAAGAUCAAUACGGCCAGCCAAGUGCCAGAGACAGACUCUCAGAAAAAAGGAGAAUGGGUCCUGCAGAUGGAGGUAGCAGAAAAGAAGUAACCAAAAGGUUUGAAAUGAAGCGCAGUACUGGAACGCGUGGUUCCUUGGAUUUCACAGAUGAAGAAAGAAGUACUAGUCUUCCUUACAUAUCCAUUCCAGACACCGUAUCUUCAGAUUAUGAAAAUUCCUCCUCAAGAAAUCUGUCAAGAAGGAGACCCUUUGCUCAAUCGACCAAAGAGGAUAUAAGUCGAAUAUCUUCAAAUGCACAGAAAAUCCAGCAAGCUCUUACCCGUUCAAAUAGCCUAUCAACACCCAGGCCGACCAGGGCAUCUAAGUUACGUCGUGCUCGUCUUGGAGAAGCAUCUGACAAUGAAAGUGCAGACGCAGAAAGACUGAAUGUUAGUUCUGAAGCUUCUUCGUCAGCUAAAAGCAGCAGUGAGUCAAAAAAGCUCUCCCGGCUUGAUAUUCUGGCAAUGCCGAGAAAACGGACUGGCUCAUUCAAUGUUCCGAGUGACUCCGAGACUUACACUCCGCGUACUGGGUUUUCAGGCCGUAGUGUUGAUCACAGCUAUACAAAUCGAAAGCCAGCAAUGGCAGAAGCUAAACAGCCUGUUAAAAAACCAGUGGUGCCUACACCCAAACAACCACUAACUAGGGCACGAUCUGGUAGUGUGAAGUACUCUUCUUCUUCCUCUUCAAGACGGAGACAGCAGGGUUCAGAUUAUAUUUCCACAUCUGAGGAGGAAUACGGCUCUAAUCACAGUACUCCUAAACACAAACGAUCCCAUACUUCAACAGCCACACAGACUCCCAGGACACCUAAUGUGCCGGUCCGCCCACGGCAGAGCACCCUUCAGGAUGAUGAUGACGAUGACCAAGAGGUCUACAAUAACUUCAUGGCCCAGUCAGAAGAAAUAGCUGAAAUUGCCAGAUUGAGUCAAACCCUGGUAAAUGAUGUGGCCAGUUUAGCUAAAGAGAUACAUGAUGUGGCCGGAGAUGGGGAUUCUCAGAGCUCUUCAGGAACAGGGAACAGUACCUCUAUAAGUUCUAUACCAAACACGCCAGGGCCAAUCAUAUCUGCAAGAGAAGAGAUUCUUAAAAGAACCUCACAAAGGCCAUACCCAUCACAGCUAGUUCAUCAUAUACCAGAGGCAAGUCUAAAUUAUCAAAAAGUCCCACCAGGCUCCACUGGAUUGAAAGACUUUGAUCAAAGCGUGAACGACUAUCGUGAUGAAGAUCCCAUGAAAAGAAGGGCUAGAAACCGAGAAGAGGUGAUAUUUGACAACCUCAUGCUGAAUCCUGUGUCACAGCUAUCACAUACAAUAUGUUCCAAUACCGAAAUACUCACUGAAAAAAUGAAAGUUCUAUUUUUGAACAAAGAGAAAAGUUGGGAAGAAAUCGAAGCAAAAAUGAACUCUGAAAAUGAAGUGCCAAUACUGAAAACGUCCAACAAGGAAAUCAGUUCUAUUCUGAAAGUUUUGAGAAGAGUUCAGAAACAACUGGAAGUUAUAAAUGCAAUUGUUGACCCAGCCGGACACUUCGAGGUUAUCCCUACUAACAAGAAAAUCCCACCUGUCACUCAAACGUCAGCACCUCAGGCUAGGACUAAUAGCACUGUUUCAAAAAUAGAGACGCGUCAACCGGUCCGCCUAAGAAAUUACAUGCAAAAGUCCAGCUCGGGCUCUUCACGAUCACCGGAAUCCAGCUUUGGUAGAGAUGAAGAAGAUGCUUAUGUUUGAUUUUUUUUACUUUUUUUUAUAUAUUAUUUAUUUCAUUUUUUUUUUUAUAUAUAUAAAUAGCUCCUUAUUGUAACAGUUUAUGUGGCUUCUGGUUAUGGUAUUCUAAGUCCGCGUGCUUGUCUUCAGGACUUUCUGUUCUCACAAAUGCACAAAGUCUGUGUUUUGCAAAUGAAUGUUAAAAUUUUCUCCGAAACUUGCACCGUUGACCAGCUCAUGCUCCUCGCAGAAGCAAAUUUACUUGAAGAUUAUUUUUUAGCGUAGAAAUUGAUUUUGGUUUAAAAAAAAAGUGCCAUAAAUUCAAGACCUGCAUAUUGUAAAUUGUUCACGCUGACGUAUAUAUUUCUUGUACGUAGAUUGCACUUAACGACAAAAAAAAAAAAUGUUUUCCUGGUUAUGUCUGUAAUUUAAAAACUAUAUUAGAGUUAGGUCAAACUAGUACCAAGACGCUCAUGUGACUGGUCUUUUGCCAAAAUGCAUUACCAUAUUACAUUUUUGUAAUGUACGAAGCCCAACAUUUUUUUUUCCAGUAUUUUUAUUUUAUUUUGGUAGUUUAUUUUUUAUUUUUUUUUACUUUUCGUGAUUCUCAGAUACAUUUUAGACAUUCCCAUUGCAUCAGUGGUGCUGUCUGUAUUUUGUCUGCCAUUCAACCAAUCACAGGACCUGUUAGGCGGAAUGCUUAAGAUUUUAAGUCUUCCAGAUAAGGUUUGUUCCCAUCAGCUGGAACACCCUAAUAUAUUGUAAAUGGCAUAGACUGUACUCAUCCUUUUUUUUUUUUUUUUUCUUCUUUCUCGUUUAUUUAAAUUACAUAUUUGAUGUUAGAACAGUUAUCCAUUUCUUUAAAAAAAUAUGUCCAUUGUCACGCACAGUAUCAGGAUUGAGAUAAGGAAGAACACUAACUGAAAGGGUUUGAGAAACCGUUAUUUAAGGAGUCUGGGAUAAAAAAAAAAAAAACAGAACAAAAAAAAAAAAUGGGUCAAAGAGGGAUAUUGCAUAAAAUUCAAAAAAAAUAAAA